Molecule: messenger RNA, 2278 nt
Organism: Zea mays
Lineage: Eukaryota; Viridiplantae; Streptophyta; Magnoliopsida; Poales; Poaceae
Product: Core-2/I-branching beta-16-N-acetylglucosaminyltransferase family protein
Exons: 2
Coding region: 480-1565 (361 amino acids)
Cellular component (GO): membrane
Molecular function (GO): glycosyltransferase activity
Source: RefSeq, a predicted model, not a curated record
ACGGAUAUUAUAUUUACGGUACCCCUUGUGUCCGGAUAAAAGGCAGCGAGCGCCAUCGUUCAUCACUCCCUCGUCCCCCUUCCACUUUCCCCACCUCACCCGGUCACCCCUUCUCUGCCUCGUCUCCACUCCUCCCCCCGCCGCCCUCGCCCCAGAGCCCCGCCGCGCGAUUGGGCUCUGCACCCUCCUCGGAUCCGCUGCCGCACGUCGUCGCCAAUCGACAUUCCCCGUUUCCCUCCGCCGGUUCCCGUUGCUGCGCCUGCCUGCUUUACCCCCUUACCGUUUCCUGACCCUGUCCUGGUUCGCGGGUUUCCCGAAUUCGCGCGCUCUUGCGGCGGCGAGAUCCGGCCCGCUCGUCGUAGGGAGAGGGAGCCGACCGCUCCUGAUCCGAGCCGCGCCCCGCGGGGGUUUCGUAUCCCGUUCUCCCUUCUGGUCCGGCCACAGGAUCGCAGUCGCAAGGCUGAGGAGCAGCAGGGGAGAUGGCGCCGCCCUACGUGCUGUCGCUGCUGCUGCUGCUGGUGCUGUCCGUCCCGGCCGUCUUCCUCGUCGCGCCGCGCCUCAUCCCGCCCCGCGCGCUCCCGGCCAUCCCGGACGCCGACGAGACGGAGGACCUCGCGCUGUUCCGCCGCGCCGUGCUCCUCUCCGCCGCGCCCUCCUCCAAGGCCGGCGCUGGCCCCGCCUCCCCCUCGCGUUUCUUCGGCGCUGCCCACCGCCGACAGAGGAAGCAGAAGGUGGCCUUUCUCUUCCUCACCAACUCCGACCUCGUCUUCGCCCCGCUCUGGGAGAGGUUCUUCGCGGGCCACCACGGCCUCCUCAACGUCUACGUCCACGCCGACCCGGCUGCGGCGUUCGCCCUCCCGCCCACGCCCUCCUUCCGCGGCCGCGUAAUCCGGGGGAAGGCCACCCAGCGCGCCUCCGCCACGCUCAUCUCCGCCGCGCGCCGCCUCCUCGCCACCGCGCUGCUCGACGACCCGGCCAACCACUUCUUCGCGAUGCUCUCCCAGUCCUGCGUCCCGCUGCGGCCCUUCCCGGCCCUCUACCGCACGCUCACCGCUGACACUGCCGGCCCGCGCGGCCGCCACCGCAGCUUCAUCGAGAUCCUCGACGCCGAGCCCACUCUGCACGACCGCUACUACGCGCGCGGCGACGACGCCAUGCUCCCGGAGGUGCCCUACGAGAGCUUCCGCGUCGGCUCCCAGUUCUUCGUGCUCACCAGGAGGCACGCUGUCAUGGUGGUCAGGGACAGGAGGCUUUGGAACAAGUUCAAGCUGCCGUGUCUCGUCAAGAGGAAGCACUCGUGCUACCCGGAGGAGCACUACUUCCCGACGCUGCUGGACAUGCAGGACCCCGCAGGAUGCACCAAGUUCACGCUCACCAGGGUGAACUGGACCGACUCCUUUGACGGCCACCCGCACACGUACCAGCCGGAGGAGGUGUCCCCGGAGCUCAUCAGGGACCUCAGGAAGUCCAAUGGCACAUACUCCCACAUGUUUGCGCGCAAAUUCGCGCCUGGAUGCCUUGCGCCGCUCAUGGAGAUUGCCGACUCUGUCAUUCUCCGUGACUAGGCUGCUUCUUAGCAUCCCUCCGUUUGCAUUGCACGACCGGAAGAGCUGAGGGUUGUGAUGUGAUGAACAAGCGUAAGCUGACCCCAUCCAUCCCCCCUUUGGAAUUCUUCAGCACCGAACCUACCUUGUUCUUCUGCACCUGCAGUUGCUCUUUGGCAAAAGAUCGAUGCCACGCCUCGGAGGGUACGGUGGCUGUGGCAGUGUCUGUGUCUGUGCCGACGGGCCCCGCGCUGCCUCUUGUGAGUAUGUUCUUUUUGUGCGUCCUUGUUUCUUUUCUUUUUUCCAGUGAGAGAGAGAGAGAGCUGGCUAAAGAUGAGGGAGAAGCUGGCACGUAAUAGGGUCGAUAGUUAAGCAUGAUCAUCCUGUGUAUUUGCAUGGAGACAAUCUGUCGGUACAUGCAGUGAUGGUUUGUAGUAGUAUAUGUUACAUAUAUUGCAUGUGUCAAUAUCACGCCUUGUUGAAAUACAUCAUUGUGUGUCGUGGCACCGGUGGGGGUGCCUUUUUCUAGUCAUCUGUUAGUGUACGUGUAGGGUCGACGUCUAACGUCUUGCAGGCUUACACCUGUCUUUUCUUCUUUGCUUAAAGCCUGAAGAUCAGCUUUGUCUUGUUCAGAAAAUCCUAAAGAGCAAAAGUGCAAUGCCAGUACUAACAAAUCAACUGACUACAGCAAGCAUUAAACAACGGAUUAUUAUAUCAUGUUCUAUGUUGGACGA